AUGCCGCAUCCUCGCCGCCCACCGCUCGCCGGACUCUUCGCCACCAUCGUGAGCCUCCACAGCCUCGACGAGCUCAUUCUGCACGAAGACGAGGCGUAUACGAUCGCUUCAAAACAGAGUGCUACCAACGUCAUUACCUACCGGAUUCUCGUCGACAAUGGCGCCGAGCGCUGGCUGGUCCCCAAGCGCUUCUCCGAGUUUUACGCCUUUCGACGGACGCUACUGCGCCUUUGCGCCGCCAGCAUCUGCGACUGCCACGCGCUGCACUCGGCGCUCGCGGCCGUGCUCUUCCCAAGCAAGCACGAGCGGUUCUGGUGCAGCGCAGAGACGGUCGCGAUCGCGCGCCGAGACCGCCUCGACCAUUUUCUCUUUGUCAUGCUCUCGAUCCUCCAGAGUCCGCACCACUUGACCGACUGCGAGCUCGCGCUCUGCCCCGUCCUCACGUGCAUCAAAACCUUCCUCCACGUCGACCCAAGCGCACGAAAAGAGCUCACGGCGCUGCCGCCGCGCCGCGCACCGUCGACGACGUUGACGCAUCGGAGCUCGAGUCUUGGUCUCCCGCGACGAUCGAGCGGAAUGGUCUAA
This is a messenger RNA of Saprolegnia parasitica CBS 223.65, 585 nucleotides long. RefSeq lists its product as hypothetical. Lineage: Eukaryota; Oomycota; Saprolegniomycetes; Saprolegniales; Saprolegniaceae. Bases 1 to 585 code for a protein of 194 amino acids. The transcript has a single exon. Gene Ontology annotation, molecular function: phosphatidylinositol binding. The record is from RefSeq and is a predicted model, not a curated record.